Pistacia vera is the source of this 507-nucleotide messenger RNA. RefSeq lists its product as uncharacterized. Lineage: Eukaryota; Viridiplantae; Streptophyta; Magnoliopsida; Sapindales; Anacardiaceae. The coding region runs from base 1 to 507 and encodes 168 amino acids. The transcript is spliced from 2 exons. The record is from RefSeq and is a predicted model, not a curated record.
AUGGCUUGUGGUCUUGAAACUGAGCGUACUGGCACCAACAACGAGGAGAUCCCCUGCGUUCAAGAGAUUACUCCUUCUAAAGUAACUCCACCUCCCCAAAGUAAUGCGGUGGGCAUCCCCUCGACCUCUCAACUAGAUUCAGCUAUGAUGGAUUACCUGGAAAGCUUGGAAGUUAUAUGUCAUGCACUUAACAUUGACGGUGAAGUCAAGCCAUCUUUCCAAAAGAGAAGAGCUAUGAACCCAGAGCGAUAUGCUGCUUUUGAGGUUGAGGUGGACAAGCUCUUCUCAAUUGGGUUCAUUCGGGAAGCUCAUUAUCCCAAUUGGGUUGCCAAUCCUGUUUUGGUGAAAAAGCCCAACGGUAAGUGGCGUACUUACGUUGAUUUCACGGAUCUCAACAAAGCCUACCCAAAUGACAGUUUCCCUCUACCAAGAAUAUAUCAGCUCGUUAAUGCCACUUCCAAGCACGAGUUGCUAAGCUUCACGGAUGCCUAUUCGAGAUAUAAUUAG